AUGGCGUCUACGAAAGGCCCUGUUAAAAAGGGCCAGCCUUCGAUUAAGCAUAGCUGCAACUUCGAUGAUGCUAAGAGAAAGCUGUCAAAGAUCAGUGAUCAUGCUUUCCAGAGGCACAAUAGAAAGCGAGGAGAGACCAGGUUGAGCCAAAUCCUGAGCAGAGAUGCGUUGGUAUCAGUAGUUGACUUGAUGUGGGAUCGCUCUGAUUUCGCUUCUAGUAAUUUGAUCAGCUCACAGAAACAAGAAAAGCUAGAUGAUUUGAGUAGAGACGAAGAUAGAACACUGUUGCCUGCUGCUCCACAGAGCAGAGUUCAAUUAGUGAGCGUGGCAGAGAAGGUGUGCUAUAACAACCAAAACUAUAGCCAAUCUUUCUUUAGCUGUUUUAAUCAGAUUAGUGGAGCUAAAGAGAAUGGUUUGCCAUUGGAAGCUAAAUGGGAGAGAGAGAGAUUGUAUAGCUGGAUUGAGAAGAAAGAAGAUUUCGAAGACCGUGUUUCCAAUCCAGAGAGCAGUAAAGCAGAAUGUGCAUCAGGGAAUGACAAUAGUAGUGAUAGUGUCUUUGUCACAACUGGUUCAGAGGGUAACUCAACUUCAACUGAAUCAAGGAGUCCUCUAUUAGGAAGCAUCACAGGAUCGUCUGGAGAUACCAGAAUAUCAAGAUCUACUGAUGCAAACUAUCUCUUUUUGCUUUACAAAGAUAGGUGUGCGAAAAGAAUGAACAUAUUAAGUUCGGAAUGUAGCAAGGACUGCCAUACUGAGAGUACUUCUUCAGAUAAUAACCCACACAAAGACGGCUUAUCUGUGGUUGAAAAUAAGGAGUUGCUUGAGAGAGAUAGAAAAGACCAAGAGACUGAAGUUUGUUCGCCCUCUACAGAAGCGCCUACUUACGCCUUUGCUAAACAGCGGCAUGCUUUUGCUGGUGCGUUGGCUGGCAUUAGCGUCAGUCUUUGUCUUCAUCCACUUGAUACAGUAAAGACUAUGAUUCAGUCAUGCCGCUUGGAGGAGAAGUCAUUAUGCUAUACGGGAAGAACAAUUAUAUCUGAAAGAGGUUUUUCUGGACUUUAUCGGGGGAUUGCUAGCAACAUUGCCUCAUCAGCUCCUAUAUCUGCUCUUUAUACGUUCACUUAUGAAUCAGUUAAAGGAUCUCUGCUUCCUCUUUUUCCCAAGGAAUAUUGCUCACUUACCCACUGCAUAGCUGGCGGUUCCGCAAGCGUUGCAACUUCUUUUAUUUUCACGCCAAGUGAGCGUAUAAAACAGCAGAUGCAAGUCAGUUCUCAUUACCGCAAUUGCUGGACCGCAUUAGUCGGAAUCAUCCAGAAAGGUGGUCUACUUUCUUUAUAUGCUGGAUGGAGUGCAGUGCUAUGUAGGAAUAUCCCACACUCAAUCAUUAAGUUCUAUGUUUAUGAAAACAUGAAGAGAAUGGUAUUACCAUCCCUCGGUCCUCAUGAUCAAGCGGCUAAACCCACCACAUCACAAACGCUCCUCUGUGGCGGACUAGCUGGAUCUGCUGCUGCUUUCUUCACAACCCCAUUUGAUGUAGUCAAAACAAGAUUACAAACUCAGAUUCCUGGAUCUAGAAACCAACAUCCUAGCGUCUAUCAAACUCUUCAAUCAAUACGCAAACAAGAGGGUCUAAGAGGGCUAUACAGAGGUUUGAUCCCAAGACUGGUAAUGUACAUGUCCCAAGGAGCUAUAUUCUUUGCUUCAUACGAAUUUUACAAGAGUGUACUCUCUCUAGAAGCAGCACAACCGGAUCUAUCAGCUCUCUGGCACAAAACAAAAGAUGGAGAUAACCCUAACUCAUUAUAG
Molecule: messenger RNA, 1806 nt
Organism: Microthlaspi erraticum
Lineage: Eukaryota; Viridiplantae; Streptophyta; Magnoliopsida; Brassicales; Brassicaceae
Source: the annotation of a GenBank genome assembly